This is a messenger RNA of Lactuca sativa (garden lettuce), 1137 nucleotides long. RefSeq names its product U-box domain-containing protein 45. Lineage: Eukaryota; Viridiplantae; Streptophyta; Magnoliopsida; Asterales; Asteraceae. Gene Ontology annotation, molecular function: protein binding. The record is from RefSeq and is a predicted model, not a curated record.
AUGGAGAUGAAAGAAGAAACUGAGGGAGGGAAUCAGAAGAAACAAACAAUAAUCGAUGAAAUUUCCGAUAGAUUGAUUAAUGGAGAACUCCCGACGAAGAUUCAGGCCGCCAUGGAAAUCCGUAGCUUGAUCCGUAAUCGUAAUUCCCCCGGAAAGAUUCGCGCCAAGUUCGCCGGCGUCGGUGUUAUUCAACCCCUUGUUCUUAUGCUCUGCUCGCAGCAUCAUGAUGCUCGUGAAGCUUCCCUUCUUGCUCUCCUCAAUCUCGCAUCCAGAAACGAAAGAAACAAGGAACAAAUAGUGACGUGUGGCGCCAUUUCUCCUCUCGUGAACCUUCUCAAGUUCCAAAACACGAGCAAGAUUCGAGAAUUAGCCACAGCUGCAAUUUUGACAUUAUCAUCGGCGCCACCCAACAAACCAGCAAUCGCCGCCUCCGGAGCGAUCCCGCUUCUAGUUCAAAUUCUCAGCUCCGGUACCAUUCAAGGAAGAGUCGACGCGGUCACCACCCUCCACAACCUCUCGACCUCCAAACAAGAACCAACGAUACUUCUCGACUCUACCGCCGCCCCUCCGCUCAUCAACCUCCUUAAAGAAUGCAAAAAGUACUCCAAAUUCGCCGAUAAAACCACCGCCCUAAUCGAAAUUAUCUCGGAAUGUCCAGAAGGACGACUCGCGAUCACAAAUUCCGAAGACGGGAUAUUAACUUUGGUGGAGACGAUCGAAGAUGGAUCGGUAAUUAGCAAAGAACACGCAGUCGGAGCUCUGCUUAGAUUAUGCCAGAGCUCGAGAAGUAAAUACCGGGAACUCAUUCUGAAUGAAGGUGCGAUGCCGGGAGUGUUACGGUUAACCGUCGAUGGAAGCAAGGAAGGGCGGAUGAAGGCUAUGACUCUGCUGGACUUGCUUAGGGACUCUCCACCGGAAAAGCGAACGAGUCCGUCGGUUUUGGAGAAGAUGGUUCAGGACGUCGAUGGGUCGGGGAAGACGACGGAAACCGCUAAGAUAGCUAAGGGCUUCUUGACUUCUUGUAUUAAGUUAGGAUCGAGGAACACUAAAGAUGAGCUUAUGAGGUGAUUUUGAUUUAACUUUUUAUCUGGGAGUGUAAAUUGGAAUGAAAUUAUGUGUAAUUGGAAUAUGAUAAAA